UACAAAACAGGUUUCACUCGUUUCGUAAUAUGCAAUAAAGAUAAUGAUAAAUUAAAUCUGCUUUAACAAUCGUUCCCGAACUCGUAAACAAUCUCAUUUGGUAAGUGAAGGCCGGGUUUUAAACAUGAAUUCUUUGGCAAAGCAGGUUUUCAAAUGUGCCAACCGAUUGGGCGCGAGAGGCAUUUUCGUUACGGCCAAAAACUCCGAGGAAGCGGAACUCAACAGGCCGCCCCUAACUUUUUUUGCCGAGGACGAGGAGGCUAUGAGAGAUAGCGUGGCGAAACUGGCCAAAGACCAAAUAGCGCCUUUCGUCCGACAGAUGGAGAACGAAAAAAAAAUUGCGGAGCCCGUAUUGAAGUCGCUUUUUGAAAACGGGUUGAUGGGCGUCCAAAUAGAUACCGAAUACAACGGGGCGGGUUGCAAUUUCACCACUCUCAUGCUCGCUGUGGAAGAGCUCUCCAAAGUGGACCCCUCGGUGGCCGCCUUGGUCGAUAUCCACAAUACUCUAGUCAACUCUGUGAUGAUCAAACUGGGCACCAAAGAACAAAAGGAAAAAUACUUGCCGAGACUUGCCACCGACAUGGUGGCGAGUUUUUGUCUAACCGAGCCUUCGGCGGGAUCCGACGCGUUUGGCCUGAAAACUACCGCUAAAAAAGACGGAUCAGACUUUAUUAUCAACGGAUCCAAAAUGUGGAUCUCCAAUUCGGACCUGGCCGGUGUUUUUUUGGUCAUGGCGAAUGCGGACACUUCUAAAGGCUACAAGGGCAUAACGUGUUUCAUUGUGGACAGAAAUACGCCCGGCCUGACCGUGAACAAACCGGAAGACAAGUUGGGUAUAGUUGCCUCUGGUACGUGUAUGAUCACCUUCGAGGACGUCCGCGUGCCGGAAAGUUCGAUUCUGGGCAAAUACGGCGAAGGGUACAAAAUUGCUGCGGGAUUUUUGAACGAGGGUCGCGUGGGAAUAGCAGCGCAGAUGAUCGGCCUCGCCCAGGGCUGUUUCGACGCCACGAUUCCCUACACACUCGAGAGAAAGCAGUUUGGGAAACCGAUUUACAGUUUUCAGGGAAUGCAACACCAAAUAGCCCAAGUAGCGACGCAAAUAGAAGCCGCCCGUCUCCUAACCUACAACGCUGCUCGGUUAGUAGAAGCGGACGUUCCUUUCGUGAAACAGGCAGCCAUGGCCAAGUACUUUGCGAGCGAAGUCGCUCAGUUAACGACCAUAAAAUGCAUCGACUGGAUGGGCGGAGUGGGUUUUACCAAAGAUUUUAUACAGGAGAAAUUCUACAGGGACUGCAAAAUCGGCAGCAUCUAUGAGGGCACUUCCAAUAUGCAGCUCAACACGAUUGCGAAAUAUUUGGAAAAGGAAUACCAGGCCUAGUGGGGGGAGGUCUCUUUUAAAUAAAUUACGAUAUUGGAGAGUUUAUAUAUUUUUAAGUAUUAUUAAGGAUAAAUCGAUACUUUGACUGGCCAUACCCAUAAUUUUGAAAAAUAAAGAUGACUACUAAAAUCA
Messenger RNA from Cylas formicarius (sweet potato weevil), 1510 nucleotides. RefSeq names its product short/branched chain specific acyl-CoA dehydrogenase, mitochondrial. The transcript has 7 exons. Gene Ontology annotation, cellular component: mitochondrion. Gene Ontology annotation, molecular function: acyl-CoA dehydrogenase activity; flavin adenine dinucleotide binding. The record is from RefSeq and is a predicted model, not a curated record. Lineage: Eukaryota; Metazoa; Arthropoda; Insecta; Coleoptera; Brentidae. Bases 125 to 1378 code for a protein of 417 amino acids.